AUGGAUGUGGAAAUGGCUAAAGAGACCGGAGCUUUGAUCUACUUGUUCAACGUUCAGCCACCUUCAGCUGUUAAGAGGCAGGCUGAACAAGACGGCGUUCGCAUAGAAUUAUUCAACGUUAUUUAUCGACUCGUAGAAGCAUUAAAGGAUGAGUUGUCUCAGCGAUUACCAACGUUAACUGAAAUGGAACUCGUUGGAGAAGGUCAUGUGCUGAAGGUGUGA
Cooperia oncophora is the source of this 222-nucleotide messenger RNA. The record is from the annotation of a GenBank genome assembly. NCBI's taxonomy places the organism in Eukaryota, Metazoa, Nematoda, Chromadorea, Rhabditida, Trichostrongylidae.